This is a messenger RNA of Coffea eugenioides, 4109 nucleotides long. Its product is annotated as DIS3-like exonuclease 2. The transcript has 7 exons. NCBI's taxonomy places the organism in Eukaryota, Viridiplantae, Streptophyta, Magnoliopsida, Gentianales, Rubiaceae. Gene Ontology annotation, cellular component: P-body; exosome (RNase complex). Bases 350 to 3724 code for a protein of 1124 amino acids. The record is from RefSeq and is a predicted model, not a curated record. Gene Ontology annotation, molecular function: RNA binding; 3'-5'-RNA exonuclease activity.
GCCCUUUGUCUACGCCGACCAAUUAUCACAUCGUUUCCCCUACCUCUCAAAUCUCCUCCUUUUUCAACCCUUUUCUUUCCAUCUAUACUACUUUCUCUUUUCAAUUUCUUUUCUUUUCCUUACUUAUUAAGCUUUUUAUUUAUUUAUAGUUAGCCCUUUAGUUUGAUGGUUAACCUCUUUGAUUCUUUGGUUUUUGCCUAAUCGGUCUAAUUUUCUUCCGUUUUAAUAUAUUUUUUCCACUAAUCGGAAGAAGAUACCCGAUUUUGCUUGUUUUUAGUUCUAGGGUUUUUCUUUCAACCCAGAAAAUUUCUUUUUUUUUUAACUGGUUUUUUCGAGUUGGGGAAAAGAAAUGGGAGGAGGGGCAAUUGCUGAGUCGAGUCAGUCUCAAAGUGACAGAACUGCUGCGAAUUAUAAUAGUAGUAAUGCUGUGGAUGUCAAAGAUGGUAAAAAGAAAAAGCGUCGAUCCAGAAGAACCAAGCAGAAUUCUUCGAUUCCAGCAGCCAGUAGUGGUUCAGUGAACAAUGAGAUACAUGUUGGGGAAACGGAACUUUUGGAUAAUGUGGGAUCUAAUGAGAAUCAAGUGCCGCGAGCAUCUGAUGUGGCUUUCAGUUCAUUGCCGGUUAUGCAUGUAACUGAUCAGAAGUCAGAAUGUGAAAAAGGAAGCCUUCAAAAUCAGCAUAGUUUGGAAGCUGAUGAUGAAAAUGGAAGCGUAAUUUCCAACUGCUGUCCUGAGGCAAUUUUUGGUUGCCAAGUGUUAAAAGACUCAGAUGUGGAUGUGGAUGUGGACCCGAUGCCAUCCCACAGGGGCAAUGGUAGAGCACAGAGAAAGUAUUUUGCCUCGCACUGGCCUGAAGAAGCUGUUACAAAGGCACUAGAGAAUGGAGAAGUUUUCAAGGCACUAUUUCGUGUCAAUGCUCACAAUAGACUUGAGGCCUACUGCAAAAUCGAUGGACUGCCAACAGAUGUCCUUAUUAAUGGGUUUUUGGCUCAAAAUAGAGCUGUUGAGGGGGACAUUGUUGCUAUCAGAGUUGAUCCUCCAUCUUUAUGGACUAAAAUGAAAGGAUUCACUGCCACAGUGGAGAAUCCUGCUGCUGUUAAUGGUUGUAAUUUGCAUGCAGAAGCUGCCACUGUCAUGCAAGAUUGCCUUAAAGGGAAAAACAAGGUAGAUAUGGAUAGCGAUUGUUCUGAUUGUGGGCAUUUUUCGACUCCUAAAAAUAGGUUGUGCUACAAAAAUGGCUAUUGCUCUGAAGAAAUUGUUUGUCCGGAAUUUGUAGGAGCAUCAGAUAAAGGUUAUUUGAAUGGACCAUGUUCUCUUAUGUCAGAUGAUUUGGGAGCUGGCUGUUUUAUCAGGAGUGAUGAAGCUGUAUAUUCAGUGGCAAAACUAUGUGGCAUUGUGAAUUCAUUUCCGUCAAAACGCCCAACUGGUAGAGUUGUCAGCAUAAUUGAGCGGUCCCCUCGGCGGUACACUAUUCUUGGAUUUCUUGGUGUUAAGCAGUUGAUUCGCAGUAGAGAGGUUAGCAGCAAAGACUCCAAAAAGAACAAAUUCUCGUCAUUUUCUGUGAAUCAUGAAUUUAUCAUGUUAACACCGACGGAUCCAAAAUUUCCAAAAAUGAUGUUAUCUUUGAAAAGUCUACCGCCACACAUCGAGAACAGGUUGAUGGUCGGUGAUGCAACAGUUGAGAUGGACCUUGUAGCUGCAAGCAUUGUUGACUGGGUAGAAGAAAGUAAUGUUCCAGAAGCACGAGUGACUCACAGUUUUGGAAGAGGUGGAGAAAUAGAAGCACAUAUUGCUGCUAUUUUGUAUGAAAAUCUAAUUGAUGCUUCUGAAUUUGCUCCAGAAACACUUUCCUGUCUUCCACAUGGUCCUUGGGAGGUACCACAAAAGGAAUUUGAGAGUAGAAGGGAUUUAAGAAAGUUGUGCAUUUUUACAAUUGAUCCUUCUACUGCUACUGAUCUUGAUGAUGCAUUGUCAGUUGAAACCUUAGCAAAUGGCAUUUCCCGAGUGGGGGUUCACAUAGCUGAUGUAUCUUACUUUGUUCUACCAGACACUGCUUUAGACAUUGAUGCCCAAAUUCGAUCUACAAGUGUGUAUAUGUUGCAGCAAAAAUUGCCAAUGUUGCCUCCACUACUUUCAGAUAAUUUCGGUUCACUAAAUCCUGGAGUGGACAGACUUGCUUUUUCAAUGUUUUGGGACAUAAAUCCUACUGGGGAGGUUUUAGAUCGGUGGAUUGGUCGUACUAUAAUAUGCUCUUGCUGCAAGCUUUCAUAUGAGCAAACUGAGGACAUAAUUGAUGAUCGAUUUGAUGUUCGGAGUUCUAAUUUUCUACUAAAUAAUUGGCCAGAUUUACAUGGCUGCUUUGAGUGGUCAGAUGUAAUUACAUCUGUUAAAAAUCUUAAUGAAAUCUCUAGGAUUUUGAAAAAGAGGAGGUUAAAUGAUGGGGCUCUAUCAUUAGAAAGCCCUAAAAUAGUUUUCUUAUUUGAUGAAGAUGGGAUUCCUUAUGACAGCGUAAUUCGUCGGAGGAAGGGAUCAGAGUUUCUCGUCGAGGAGUUUAUGCUUUUGGCUAAUAAGACAGCUGCAGAAGUAAUUACUAGAGCCUAUCCUUCUAGUGCUUUAUUGCGUAGGCACCCUGGACCAAAUUUGAGGAAGCUAAGAGAGUUUGAAGCCUUCUGUAACAGAAAUGGUUUGAUGUUAGAUUCCUCUUCUUCUGCCCAGCUUCAUCGUUCAUUUGAGCGCAUUAGGGGCGAACUAAAGAACGAUUCAGUGAUGUUUGAUAUUCUCAUGUCCUAUGCUUCAAGACCAAUGCAAUUGGCUGCAUACUUCUGUAGUGGAGAUACAAAGGAUGGUGAGAGUGAUAAGAGUCAUUAUGCCCUCGCUGUUCCCCUUUACACCCACUUCACUUCCCCACUUCGUAGGUAUCCUGAUAUUGUUGUACACCGGACAUUAGCUGCAACUUUGGAAGCUGAGGAAACAUGUAUGAAGCAUAGGGAGUCAUUGCAAAAACUGGAUGCGAAUGAAUUAAUGGGUCUUAAAUGCUUUACUGGUGUGCAGUAUCUUAAAGAUAUUGUAGAAUCGGUUGAAGCUCAGGAAUCAUUGUCUGCUGCCGCAUCUAAGCAUGGCAUUCCAUCUGCAGAUAUAAUUGCUGAUGUCGCUGCUCAUUGCAAUGAUAGAAAAUUAGCUACGCGACACGUGAGUGAUGCUACUAAUAAGCUCUACACAUGGGCACUGCUCAGAAAGAAAGAGGUACUAUGUUUGGAAGCUAGAGUAUUGGGGUUAGGACCAAGGUUCAUGUCAAUAUACAUUCACAGACUAGCAGUUGAGCGGCGCAUAUACUAUGAUGAUGUGGAAGGUUUGGCUGUGGAAUGGCUUGAUGAAACCUCCACUUUGGUGCUUAGUCGAUACACAAGUAAGCACCAUAACAGGAGGGGUAGCCCAGGUAAAUGCAGGAGACUUGAAGAAGUGGCCUGGAUAGUUAGUCCAGCUGACAUCGGAUUAAGGCAGAAUUUGUAUGGACGUAAUGGUAGUGAUAAAGAUAAAGCUGACUGUCAGAUUGAUGGAGAUGUUAUAUUAUCUGCAACAUCUGAAAACCUAGUUGUUGAACCUGCUGUUUUUCCCCUCACUGUGCAUCUCCUUUCAACGAUACCAGUUGCUCUUCAUGCAGUUGGUGGGGAUGAUGGUCCUAUUGAUAUAGGGGCAAGGCUUUAUGUUAGCUCAUAUUUCAGGUAGGUUAAUUAAGACAUGUAUUAUGGGUAAUAUGUUUUCAAGCUAAGCAAGAUGAUAAGAGGGUUUUGGUUUUUUGAUGGCUCUCAGUUUGUGUAGAUAUGAUGGUAAUGUAUAGGUCAAGUAGGGCGUUUUCAGGGUGACGGAAAAAUAAGGAUUUGUCCAGACCUCGUGAUGACUUGCGAAUAUGAUCGUUGCUGGGUAUUAUCUGAAUGGAGGUGUAGAUAAAAGGGUUCCAUGUUUGGCUGUUAGGUAGCUGCUAUUACAGAAGCUGCUUUUCAGGAACUGGCUGGUUUUUUGUUGGCCAAUUCCGACAAUUAUGACAUGGUUUUAACAUGCUUAUACUAGUCUUCCAUGCUGAUAUUGAAAGCAGAAAAUAUUCUUGCGAUUC